CGCCGCAGCCAAUGAGCCCGCGGCUCCGUAUCCGGGGAUCCCGGUGCGGCCACCGCCUCCCGCGCACACACGGCCAUGGCGGAGGCCUCCUCGCUGGAGAGGCAGAGCCCUCAAGUGGUCUCCUGCCUUACUCACAGUUUGUGCCCCAGGGAGCCCGGAUUGCCGACCACAGCAGGUGUGUCAAUGGGCUCUGCAGACCAGCAGUUCAACCUCGCAGAGAUCCUGUCGCAGAACUACGGCAUCCGGGAGGAGUGUGAAGGGACCACAAGACGCCCAGCACAGCCUGAGGAGGAGCUGGACAAGGACUUCAUUUCCCAGAGCAGUGACAUGCCCCUGGACGAGCUGCUUGCCCUCUAUGGCUAUGAGACAACAGACCCCAUCUCGGAGCGGGAGAGUGAGGGCAGCGAUGCCACAGCCACCCUCCCAGACAUGACUCUGGACAAGGAACAAAUAGCGAAGGAUUUGCUUUCAGGGGAAGAAGAGGAAGAGACACAGUCCUCGGCCGAUGAUCUCACCCCAUCUGUUACCUCCCACGAGGCUUCUGACCUUUUCCCUAGCCAGAGUGGACCCCACUUCCUGACUGGCACAGAGAAAGAGCUAAGCUCUUCCACCUCAUCUGACACUGAGGAGGACCCUCUUCCUGCCAACAAAUGUAAGAAGGAGAUCAUGGUUGGGCCUCAGUUCCAAGCCGACCUCAGCAACCUGCACUUGAACCGACAUGGUGAGAAGAUUUAUGAGAAUGAAGACCAGCUGUUGUGGGACCCCAACAUCCUCCCUGAGAGGGAGGUGGAGGAGUUCCUGUACCGGGCAAUCAAGCGGAGAUGGCACGAGACCACCGGGUCUCAGCUCCCAGAGGGAGAAAUGGUGAAAGACAGUGAGCAGGCGCUGUAUGAGCUGGUGAAGUGCAGUUUCAAUGUGGAGGAGGCCCUGCGGAGACUGCGGUUUAAUGUGAAGGUGAUUCGAGAUGGGCUCUGUGCUUGGAGUGAGGAGGAGUGUAGGAACUUUGAGCAUGGCUUCCGAGUGCACGGGAAAAACUUCCACCUAAUCCAGGCCAACAAGGUGCGUACAAGGUCUGUGGGCGAGUGUGUGGAAUACUACUACCUGUGGAAGAAGUCUGAGCGCUAUGACUACUUCUCCCAGCAGACGCGGCUGGGCCGGAGGAAGUACGGCCCCUCAGGAACCACGGAUGCAGACCAGGACCUAGAUGGCAGUGACCCCGAUGGCCUCGCCCGUCCCCGCUCCUCACCGCCCCUGCCCCCUGCCGCUGAUGGCCUAAACCCUGAGCAGGACCCUCUGGCACGGAUGCCUAUAGAGCCGCUGAGCAUGGACGGCAUGACUGGCAGUGUUGGUGAACCUGAGGAAGGCUCCAACAACCUCCCUUCUUUGGAGUCAGAGCCCUGUCUGUUCCAGCAACUGGACACCCCACCAACUGUGCCCGCACCCCAGCAGCCCCCAGCCCUGGCCGAGCCGGCCUUCUGCCCCUCCGCUGCAGCUGCUCCAGAGCCCAGCACCAGCUCGAGACUGGCUGUGGACUUGGCCCUGCCAGGGGCCCUUCCUGAGGAGCUGCCCCAGGUCUCCAGCCAUGUGGAUAUGGAUGGAGAGUCCGAGGAAGCUGUGGCCCCUGCACAGGUGGCCUUGUCGGUCACUGAGUUUGGACUCAUUGGCAUUGGGGACGUGAAUCCUUUCCUGGCUACUCACCCAGCGUGCCCGGGCCCUGGGCUGCACUCGGAGCCCCUGUCACACUGUAACGUGAUGACCUGUUGAUUCCUGGCCACAGGCGGGUGUGUGUGGCCUAGACUGGACUUGGGGCCACUGUGGGGCCUGCUUCUGUCAGUCUUCCCGACCCUUUUCCUCGUGGGCCUCGGGUAACGCCUUCUCUGCUUCAGAACACUUCAAGGACUAGGGUGAGCAGUGGCAGGGCUAUCAGCCCUGCCCCUCCCCACACACAGCCCGGCACCCUCAGCGCCCGGCACCGCUGCCUGGCUGCAGGCUGUCUCCGUGGGACCCAUUGGGCACUGGGUGCAGAGGGACCGGUCCCCUCCAGCCAGCAGAGGCACAGAAAGGCAUCCCUGCCCGGCAGGGGGAUGGGGAGACAGGGCAGGACGCCGCACCCCCACCAGCAGCCUCUGCCCAGGGAGCCCCCAGCACCUGCUUGGCUCUGUCUCGCCGCAGUUGGCAGGGCCAUGGGCUGCCCCAGUCCAGGGGUCGGUGGGCAGCUGCUACUCGGUGCCAAACCCCAUGGGGCACAGAGCCAUAUACCUCGACGUUGGCCCCGCCCCACCUUUGACCUCACCCACUCUGUCCACUUCAGGAAAAGCCGCACUUUAUGCCCACCUGCCUCCUCUCUGUCCGCCCAGGGCCUCUCAGCAGCCUCCUGGGCUUCAAGAGACAGGUGACCGACACCCCCUGUCACCUGCAAUGCCGAGGGGCCAGGUCCAGCUUGUUUUCCUGACCCUGCGGGUCGUAUUUCUGUUGAAGCUCCCCAGCAAGAUGGUUUGGGGUCCUGGUCCAUCUCUUCCCCCACCUCCCUUUUUUAAUUUAUGUUUCUGUUUACAAAUUGGAGUGGGGUCCUCCAGGGGGGCAGGACAGCGUUCCCCAGCCCUUGGGUGUCACCAGGAGAGUUUUGGCUCGAGCCCAUCUGCAGAGUUGGACUCAACCUUCCCUGUCACCCCACCAAGGACCACACUGUGAAGUGAAAACUGCCUUGAAUCUCUUGCUGUUUUAUUUAUUAAACUUUAUUUGAAGCCCC
Pipistrellus kuhlii (Kuhl's pipistrelle) is the source of this 2749-nucleotide messenger RNA. It is a transcript of the gene MIER2, whose product is annotated as MIER family member 2. Gene Ontology annotation, cellular component: nucleoplasm. The transcript is spliced from 14 exons. The coding region runs from base 76 to 1764 and encodes 562 amino acids. Lineage: Eukaryota; Metazoa; Chordata; Mammalia; Chiroptera; Vespertilionidae. Gene Ontology annotation, biological process: negative regulation of transcription by RNA polymerase II. Gene Ontology annotation, molecular function: transcription corepressor activity; histone deacetylase binding. The record is from RefSeq and is a predicted model, not a curated record.